ACUAUAUUUUUUUGGUGUGAUUCAACAAAAUGUCGAUAUUUUUCGACUUUGAGGUAGGCGCCAAUGGUAGACGAUUCAGGCGCGCUGUGGAUGCUGACAAGGCAGAUAUUGAGAAGAUUUGGAAUAAGGUGCACACCGCGGCACUGUUUGGAGAUGUGGACAUCGGGAGCCUUAUUGAACUGUCAGUCCUAGCCAUAGUGCUAGUAGACAAUGCGUUAACCGUGACGGGGUUCCUAGCUCUCUGCGACCAUCCUAACGUGCCUAGUGUAGAGCCGUCAGAUUGGGAGACCUGGGUUCGGAAUAUGUUUCGGCGCUUCUUCCUAGCUCGCAACACUCUCUUCAUCCACUUCGUAUGUAGCACGGAGGCGGUAGCGGACUUCUUUCUGGAAGAGGCUUUGUCGACUGUCUUCAUGAACGAUGGCUAUUUGAGACAAGUCGUUCUUGUGGUGCCGCCACACUGUCCAUCAGAUACGGUAAAUAGGUACAAAAAAAUCAAAAGCGGUUUUCUUCGCAAGUUUCAUUCGGUUGACCAACACAAGUACGGUCACAUACCGGACAGAGGACUGUACCUGUAUGUGGCCUUUAGAACAGAUUUCUGCCCUAAACUAAAAGUACGAAGAUGUGUUGAAGAAGACAACGAUGACAUCCUAAAACUACUUGCUAACAAAUCACCGAAGUUGAUUGAGAUAUACGGGUUAUAUUAUAUUAGCGAAAUCAUUGGGCGCCAUAAGGAUAGUGGCAGACACAUUAUUGUUGCUGAGAGUGAUGAGCAAGCAGUCGGGGUGAUGUGUUUAAACAGCACAGUGAACUAUGAGCUGCUACAAGACAUGUACGAGCUGCGACCGUAUUUCGGUCUCGUGACAGCCACGGCUAAAGAGAAGGAAAACCUUCGUCAACAUAACAGCUUGAUGGAGACUUUUGGUGAACCAAUAUUGAAUGGCUGUUGGAGUCCCUUCCAAACGAUGCAUAAAAUAAAAGUUAAUCGUUCAAAGGCUGAUUCUAAGAGCAAUGAGAAAGUUAUUCGAGUCGACAGCAUAACUACGGUGAACUUUGACGACGGUGAUGCGACGCCGGAUCUAGACGGUCUGUGUAUCCGACGAGACUCUUCUAUGGACGACAACAACAGUGAAGAUAAGGUUCUGUUUCAACAUAGAGUUUCUAUAGAUCAACAAACUGUAAGUAUGGAUUUGGGUAGCUUAUUCUUGGAGGAAGAGCCUUUUGAGUAUGAAAUUCUGAAUAUUGAAGAAACUCUACUAUCUGUACCAAAAUCCUGCAGUAUUUACAAUGAGGCAACAACAAAUGCGUCCAGACGAGGGUCUUCCUCAGAAAGUAAGCUUCCCGAAGAGGUAGCUCGGAAUUUACGUUUCAAAAAACGCAGUAAAGACAAAAAAAAUAUAGAAUCCCCAAGCAUGCAAAACCUCCUGCAGAGUGAAUACAGUGGUAAAAACAAUUCAUUUUGUAUUGAGCUGUUUGAUCUAAGGGAUGACAUUGAUCAAAGAUCGGCAUUAGAUUUGUUGGAGGCGGCAUUUGAAAUAAUGAAAGAUAGAGACUACUGUGUGAUACGCACUCCCUGCACUGAGAUGAACUUUCCAUUACUGCAGCAUUUUUGUUUCGUUCCGGCUAAAAACGACAUUGUUUCUGAAUACGCGCUUUAUAUCGCACACAGAGGGUCAGUCCUGGGGAAACUCCGAGUGCGACCCGCAGAAUUCGCAGACAUACCUCAAAUAGCACAUUUACUCAGCCAUGUAGACGGCAAAGAGACUAUUUAUACGAUAGAACACAGCAUAAUGGGCAAUCGGAGGCAUCAGGCGUACGUGAUGCAGUCAGGAUUGUUUAUUGUUGGAGUUGGGAUUUUGGAACCGGCCGAGCAGAUAGAUUUCCUCCUAUACAAGUUCAACUUGGGAUCGUUUCACAACCACAAGUACCACUACCGUGGUAGAGACCAGACCGCAGGAUUCGCUGCGUUGAAGUCUGCGCUGAUCUACCCUUGCUUUGAGCCACACUUCAGGUUCUUUGCAAGGGAAUUGCUGAGGUACUCUGGAUGUAGCACACUGCUUUGGCUUACUGCGUAUAGGAAUAAAUGGGUAGCCCACAAAGCAAAUUGUCUAGUGUCUUCGAUGGUCCCUAUAAUGCCUCUCAAGUCUAAUUUUGAUCAUGUGCAACUGCCUGCGCUACGACGUUUUUCUAAGAUGGAUAAAAAUAGUCUUGCCUUUAGCUGUUGGAUGUUUAAUAAAAAGUUAACAUCUAUAACGAAGAUGAAUGUGGACACUAGGAUCGUGAUAGUGGGCGCCUCCACGGCAGCGCUGGGAUUUAUAAAUGCUCUUUUAUUCAGCGAUGCAUCAUCCUAUCUAACAUUCACGAGUGUAACUAUAGUAUCACCUCACGGCCUACCGUAUCUGCGACAGAGUGUUAAAGCUGCUGAACUAAUGGUCCCACACUACAGACACAACAGUGAUGGGGUGAUGAAAAGUGUACCUUAUACUUAUUACGUUAACGUGGUAAAAGGGAAAAUGAGCGGCAUUGAUAGGAAAAACAAGUGUAUAAAACUUACAAACGGAAGCCAGUGUGACUACGAUAUGUUAUUCUUAUUUAUUGGGAAGCAGAUUCAGCAUCCAGACUACUUGGAAUCUAUUUUUGAAAGAGAAAGAGAUAUAAGGCUGGGCAACCUUCCAGAAUACCCUGGAAGAAUGGACGUAACCAAACAUUCAGUAGAGCAGGAUCUACUGAAAUUGCAAUGUCCAGGAAACGUGUUUAUAGUCAAUGAAGUUCACACGGCUAACGCUGCAUUACAGUAUGUUAGGUCGUGUGGUGGGGGCCCAAGUUCCCAAAUCAUCGUGUACGGUGCUGUAAUCGAAGCCUACUGUUGCAUUACGGCAUUACUACAUAUAAACAUACCGCCAAGUAAUAUCAUAUUUGUGGAGCCAUUUCCACCAGAAAACCCCCACCGUGCCCGAGUCUCAGCCUUCUGUAAUGUCUAUGUAGACCAAACAGUACGCGAGGUCCUAGCCAACCUUCAGAUCACAGUAUACAGCGCACACUACUUCGAAUCCUGGACCUUGGAUGAGAGUAGUCACUUAGUCACUCACGUGGACUUCUUGUCUACUUUCCGACUAGUCCGUUUGCCAUGUACGGCCUUCUUCUACUAUGGGAAACGGGGGAUUGAUCCGCAUGCUCUUGUAGCAAUAAACAAAGCUGGCAUAGCAUACGAUGGCGGUAUUCUAAUAGACCACAACUUCAAGACCAGUGAUCCGUCUAUCUACUCAGCUGGCAACGCAACUAGAUAUAACAGACGAUACGAUGCCGAUGAUAAGAGACAGAAAUAUUAUAAUUCUUACGAGAUUGGUAAAACGUUGGGUGUCCAAGUAAGAAACCUUUUGGAUCCACUUUUCAUGGAGAAAGACCAUGGGACAGACAAUGGUAUAAUUUGUUUUGUGAAGCCGAAAGUCGUAGUAUGCACUUUGCCUGGAAACUUGCAGUAUUUGGAUGUUCGACCACCUGCGAAGAAAGUUCCGCAUUAUUAUAUCCAAUCUUUGGAGUAUAAGGGGGUAGUUCUUGAAACUUUUAAGACCGGUUAUUUCAAGCUGCACCUAUCGGGUAGUCUCCAAGUUGACGGUAUAACUUGCUUGACAAGCGAAAAGUAUAAUUUAGAAAACUUCAAAAGUUUAUUUGGGUUGUCUUCGGUGGUAUUGAAUAAUGUCUACAUUAGAUAUAAGGCCAAAAGUGUCAUAAACUUUUACGAAUUCUUCAGUUCCCCGUGGGCGAUGUUCCUUUACCACGAGCAGCGGGAUGAAUUAUUUGAUACUGUCAGAGAGCUAACUACAGACACCUUGACUAGUGGUUUGAGACAGAAUACUUCCCUACAAUUGGACAGCCAAUGCAGCCGAUAUCCGGAAUUACAGUCCUUUGACUAUUACACUCCCUAUUUUAACAAUGUAACAAAGGCAGUAUUUGAAUGGAUAUCAGAUAACGAACUAUUAAUGCCUAUGUACCUGCAGCCAUCGCAUAGAACCUACUUCGAAUAUGAUAUUGGGAAUAAUCCAUGUUUCAAAAAGCGAAAGUACGAGCUUGUUAGGGUGUUAAACUACCUUUACUGAAACUGCACUUAUGUCUAAUGUUCCUAUAUUUAUGGCUACGAAAUAAAAUAUAAGUCACAUAGAAAGUGUUGUUUUCGUUAUAACAAGUCAUCAACAAGUAAACUAGAGAGGCAGCUAAUCGCUUAUAUCUACCAAAGCACCUAUAAAUA
Plutella xylostella (diamondback moth) is the source of this 4243-nucleotide messenger RNA. Its product is annotated as cilia- and flagella-associated protein 61. NCBI's taxonomy places the organism in Eukaryota, Metazoa, Arthropoda, Insecta, Lepidoptera, Plutellidae. The record is from RefSeq and is a predicted model, not a curated record.